Molecule: messenger RNA, 1394 nt
Organism: Linum trigynum
Lineage: Eukaryota; Viridiplantae; Streptophyta; Magnoliopsida; Malpighiales; Linaceae
Source: the annotation of a GenBank genome assembly
CUCAUACUUAAACCGAAAAGCAAACCACAGAGAGAUCCAAAACGGAUAACCCAACACCAAACACACAACUCUUAGUCGAAAAGAUUCGAUUUUGAACAAGUUCAACUGAAACCCAAAAAAAUGCAAGGCGAGAUGGUAGCUACAGAGUCCGAUUACGCACUUCUCGAAUCGAUUCGCCGACACUUGCUCGGUGAAUCAAUCCCCACCACCUCUACUUUUUCCUCCAGCCCCGCCUACCGCCGGCUCCCUAGUUUCGGCACCGUGUACCCUUGUUUGACGGAGAAUUGGGGCGAAUUACCCCUGAAGAUGGACGAUUCGGAAGACAUGCUGCUUUUCGGCGUUCCUCGUGACGCCUUCCACGACGGGUGGGUCGUCCCGAAUUCGGAUUUCUCGCCGACGGCGGAGGUGACGGCGACCCUUCCACCGGUGAAAUUGGAGCCGCCGCCGACACCGGCGGUGGUGCCGCCGAAGGGGAAGCACUACAGGGGAGUGAGGCAGAGGCCUUGGGGGAAGUUCGCGGCCGAGAUCCGCGACCCGGCCAAAAACGGGGCGCGGGUCUGGUUGGGUACUUUCGAAACGGCCGAGGAUGCGGCUCUGGCUUACGACAGAGCCGCAUACCGGAUGCGGGGCUCCAGGGCGCUGCUGAAUUUCCCCUUGAGGGUGAAUUCGGGCGAGCCCGACCCGGUUCGGAUUACGUCAAAGCGGUCGUCGCCCGAGCCAUCAUCGUCGUCGUCUCUGUCUUCAUCGUCGUCCGGGUCGGAUAGCGGGUCGCCGAAGACUAAUAAGAGGAGGAAGAAGGGCGGCGUUGUUAACGGGUCGGGUGACGGGGCUCCGGUUGCUGUUGCUACUACUGUUACUACGCAAGUAUCUGUCCAGGUCGGGUCGGAUAUGGGUAAUGCCGGUGGUUUUGGAUAUCAAGUGGCAGUCUGCACACGUGGCGGGCAGCUAUUGGCUGCCUGAUCACACAUGUGUAGCAAUUUGUUUGAAGGGAGAAAAAAUGGGGAAAAUGGUUCAGAAAAGCACAGGAAAUGGAGAAAACGAGUUUAAUAUUUACAAAAGAGAAAAAAAAACCCCUGUAAUUUGCCGAUAUUUUUUGGAUGGUUACCGUUAGAUUACGUUUCUCUUUGUUAAUUUUGUAGAAAAUAGAUGAAGUCUGAGAGGUAUAUUGCCAAUUGCAAUGUGAAUACUGUUAUCAGAUUUCAGCUUUCACUUUCUUUCCUAAAAUGGGGAAGGCUUUGUGUCUAUGCUUGUUGUUAUGGGGAUGUACUGGUUCUUAAAAUACAUAAUUUAUGAUCUCAUAAUGUUCCAACAUAUUUUGAUGUUUUUAUAAUGAUUGUAAAAUUCUAUUGGAGGUUAUAUAUAAAAAAAAUAUGAUAUAAAAUUUUGUACCGAAA